Molecule: messenger RNA, 831 nt
Organism: Amoebophrya sp. A120
Lineage: Eukaryota; Dinophyceae; Syndiniales; Amoebophryaceae
Source: the annotation of a GenBank genome assembly
CCAUGAUAACGCGAGAAAAUUCUCCAUCGAAAAUCCGGGAAAAAACCAAGAGGUCCAGUAACAAGGGCCCGCCUUUGGAGUUGAUCGCUGCGGAAAUGGACGAGGUACCACUUCUAGGUGGCACGAUUUCAUCUAAAGCGGCCGGAAGAGGAGAUCGAGGUGAAGAAAAUGAAAACCAGAAUUCUUCUUCUUAUGCCAUCAAUCAAGAACAACAAGUUCUUGACUCGCAGUUUCUUAUGCUCCCCGCGGAUCCGCUCGCGCAGGUGAAGGAACGGGCUGCACACAGUUUGUCCUUAUGACAUUGCACAACUCCCCUUUCCCCUGAUUUGUAUAGCAUGAACGGCAAGACAAGAAUCAGCAAGAGGACCGGUUUUGCAUGACAAAUCUGCACACGAGUGUAGUGCUAUUUGGGCUGCCAGAACUACUUGUCAUGCAAACAGUGCCAAGAGGCAAAGGGUGAGUUGGGUAUUUUGCAUGGCAAAUGAGGGGGAUGGGGACGAGUUGUGCACUGUCAUAGUCCUCUUCGAAAAUGCAUGCGGAAUUUUCCGCACCAACCGACCUUCAGGGCGUCGCGCAACUACGACCAAUUCUGACCAGCGCGGAAAGGGAUCGAGGUGCCAUUAUCGACCCAUGGCGCGUUGCGGAGCUGAAGGUGCUGCUGCGAAUCGUUAUCCAGAUAUAGAAAAUUCAAAUUGUGACUCAGCCUCAAAGAAGUUGAAGGCUUCUUUGGUCAUUUUCAUUCACGCAAAAGAAACUCUUAACGCUGGACCGCCCGGUGCUAAAAUGAAUUCAAAACAAUUUCAAACUGAAUUCAAAAUGCCAGCGCUUUUG